Debaryomyces fabryi is the source of this 1173-nucleotide messenger RNA. It is a transcript of the gene HEM15, whose product is annotated as ferrochelatase. The record is from RefSeq and is a predicted model, not a curated record. Gene Ontology annotation, molecular function: protoporphyrin ferrochelatase activity. The transcript has a single exon. NCBI's taxonomy places the organism in Eukaryota, Fungi, Ascomycota, Pichiomycetes, Serinales, Debaryomycetaceae. Gene Ontology annotation, biological process: heme biosynthetic process. The coding region runs from base 1 to 1173 and encodes 390 amino acids.
AUGUUAUUAAGAUCACGUAGGAUUAGCGUUCUUCGAAAAUCAAGUAAUUGGUUCAGAUGUUCUCUUUCUACUAAUGGUGGCACAAGAUCACCUACAGGAAUUGUGUUCAUGAAUAUGGGAGGUCCUUCAAAAACUAAAGACACAUAUGACUUUUUAUUCAGAUUAUUUUCUGACCAGGAUUUGAUUCCGCUAGGAUACUUUCAAAAAAUUCUAGCUAAAUUUAUUGCAAAACGUCGUACGCCAUCUAUUGAAAAGAAUUAUGAUGAUAUUGGUGGUGGAUCACCAAUUAGAUAUUGGUCUGAAUAUCAAUGUAAGAAGGUAUGUGAGAUAUUGGAUAAAUCGAACCCGGAGACAGCUCCUCAUAAACCAUACGUGGCAUUCCGUUAUGCCGACCCAUUGACUGAACAUACAUUGAAGGAAAUGAUGAAUGAUGGCGUUAAGAGAGCUGUUGCUUUCUCUCAAUACCCACAGUUCUCGUAUUCAACUUCAGGAUCUUCUAUGAAUGAAUUAUACAGAAAGACUUUGGAACUUGAUAGCAAUCGCUCAAUUAAUUGGUCUUUUAUUGACAGGUGGCCAAAACAUAAAGGCUUCAUUAAUGCUUUCAGCAAGCAUAUAAAUGACAAAUUGCAAGAGUUUCCUGAGCAAGAUAGAGAUAAAGUUAUAAUUAUGUUUUCAGCUCACUCUUUACCAAUGGAAAUUGUCAACAGGGGAGACUCGUAUCCAGCUGAAGUUGCAAGCACUGUUUAUGCAAUUAUGGAAAAUCUUAAAUUCAAGAAUCCGUAUCGUUUAGUAUGGCAAUCCCAAGUAGGUCCAAAACCGUGGUUGGGAGGUCAAACUGCUAAGAUUGUUGAAAAAUUAGAGAAGAAUGAAGAUGUCAAAGGGAUAGUAUUGGUCCCUGUUGCGUUUACCUCUGACCAUAUUGAAACAUUACACGAAUUAGAUAUUGAAUUAAAAGAGGAAUGUAAAAAUCCAGAAAAGGUUAAAAGGGCUGAAUCUUUGAACGGUAACGAAGAAUUUAUCGAAGGACUUGCCGAUUUAGUACAAGAACAUUUAAAGUCGGGUCAAAUAUAUUCGAAUCAAUUAGAAUUGGAUUGUAUAUUAGGAGGGGAAAACGCAACUGGUACAUUCAAACACCCAAGUGAGUUGUUCGGAGAUCAUUCCAAGUCACAAUGA